Tarenaya hassleriana is the source of this 1005-nucleotide messenger RNA. RefSeq lists its product as uncharacterized. The record is from RefSeq and is a predicted model, not a curated record. The transcript has a single exon. Bases 1 to 1005 code for a protein of 334 amino acids. Lineage: Eukaryota; Viridiplantae; Streptophyta; Magnoliopsida; Brassicales; Cleomaceae.
AUGGAAGACAACAUAAAUAUUGACGACCAUCCUGCGCACAACGCUGCUCCGCCAAGAGCAGUCGAGCGAAACGAAGCGCUUACUUUUGGAGACUACACUGCUCCAAAUCAUACUCCACUACUUUCUUGCAUUCGUAGACCAGGAAACGGGCAAACCCGUCCCGAUCUACAACCCGCUUUUAUCCAGAUGCUGUAUGGGAGUGCUUUUAGAGGUAACUCUACGGGGGACCCCAACUUGCAUCUAACUCAGUUCAAGUCUCUUUGUCAGUCCGUUAGAGUGGCAAAUGAAGUUACCACUGAGGAAGUACUACUUCUUGCUUUCCCUUUCUCUCUAUCGAGAAAAGCACUUGAAUGGCUUUAUGCUCUGCCCGCAGAUUCGAUCCAUACUUGGGAUCAACUUGGUGCCGAGUUCAUGAACAGAUUUUUCCCUGCUCAUAAGACCCAACUUGCGAAGAACGGAAUUAAUUCCUUCUCGCAGGAACAUGGGGAGUCCUUGGGUAAAGCAUGGGAACGAUUUAAGGAAUACCAAAGAGCAUGCCCUCAUCACAACUUCGAUAGAUACUACCUUUUGUCGACCUUCCUAAAUGGGCUGAGAGAUGAGAUAAGGUUCUACAUUAGCUGUGCCAGCGGAGGUAGCCAUCAAAAACUAACCUUCGAUGAGUUGGAAGAAUCAAUUGAACGAAUGGCCAGUGAUAGAACCACACCAACCGAGUUCUCACGAAGAAAGGGGAAUGUAGAGAAUGUUAGUGAAGUAAACGCUCUUAAAGUUGAGCUAGCUGAGCUGAAAAUGCAAAUAUAUUCGUCGAACCGCGACGCUUUAGGUGAAACUUCGGAUCAACUCAGCGGAAACCAGUCUAUGUUCUCACAAGAACAAGGGGUUGAGGAUGUCAACUAUGUUGCAAACAAUCCUUAUUCCAACACCUACAACCCUGGCUGGAGAAAUCACCCUAACUUCUCUUAUAAGAGCAACAAUUAUCAAAAUGCUCCCCAAGAAAAUAGGAACUGA